Phlebotomus papatasi is the source of this 1392-nucleotide messenger RNA. RefSeq names its product IST1 homolog (gene Ist1). NCBI's taxonomy places the organism in Eukaryota, Metazoa, Arthropoda, Insecta, Diptera, Psychodidae. Bases 114 to 1220 code for a protein of 368 amino acids. The transcript is spliced from 3 exons. Gene Ontology annotation, biological process: protein transport. The record is from RefSeq and is a predicted model, not a curated record.
UUACUCCGAAAAUUCCGGUAAACACUGAGUCACCGAAAAUUAGGCUCGGUGGAGAGUGAGUCACUUCUGCAGUGUUUUUCGCAAAGUUUGAACGCAGUUUUCCCAGCUCCAAGAUGUUCUCCAGUGGCCCCAAUUAUACCAAAUUGAAGACACAUCUUCGAUUAUCCCUGAAUCGAUUGAAAUUGCUGGAAAAGAAGAAGACAGAACUGACACAGAAGGCGAGAAAGGAAAUCGCAGAUUACAUCGCAGCAGGGAAGGCAGAGAGAGCUCGGAUUCGUGUUGAGCACAUCAUCCGGGAGGAUUACUUGGUGGAAGCCAUGGAAAUCGUAGAGAUGUACUGUGAUCUUCUCCUGGCUCGUUUUGGGCUGGUCACACAGAUGAAAGACCUCGAUGAGGGUAUUGCCGAAGCAGUUUCCAGUCUGAUCUGGGUGGCUCCUCGGCUUCAGGCAGAUGUCCAGGAGCUGAAAGUCAUUGCUGAGCUGCUGACAACAAAGUAUGGCAAGCCUUUUGCCGAGGGGGCAGUUGCAGGGGCUCCUGGACAUCAUGUGUCAGAAAAGCUGAUGCACAAGAUGGCCAUUCAGGCUCCACCGAAGCUUCUGGUGGAGAAGUAUUUGAUUGAGAUUGCCAAGAACUACAACAUCGAGUACGAACCUGAUCCUCAGGUGAUGCGUGAAGCCAAGGAAGAUGGUGUCCUGAUUGAUCUUAGUGAUUCAGCGAGAAACAAUCUCGAUGGAGGUGUUCCACAGCCUCCUGGCUUCAUUGAUUUCCCACAGCCACCGCCUCUGCCGCAAAUGCCUCAGCCGCCGACUAGGAAGCCCUUUGACUAUCCCAAUAUGAUGGGAGGAUUUUCCGGUGGAGCAUCUGCUCCCCCCUUCACCUACAACAUCCCUCCAAAUCCACCAGGACCGUCUGGGGAGAAGAAGGACCUCAAUAUCAACACGGAUUUCACAAACAAUGAGCGUCACUCGCUGCCUCCACCAUACUCCACAAUUUCUCCGGAUGACAAUCUCCAGAUUUAUCCAAAACUGCAGAAUUCGUCCAAACCGAAACCACAGCCACGCUCCAAGAUUCCUCCGGACAUGGGAGAUAACUCUGCUCAGCCUUUUCCCAAUCUUCCCAAUGUGCCGAAUGAUUUGCCGGAAGUGCCGCAUGAGGACAACGAUGAGAUUGACUUUGAUGACUUGUCACGACGCUUUGAGGAACUAAAGAAGAAGAAGUAGCCCCCAGUUACUGGGAUCUAUCUCAACUGGAUGCAUUCUGUAAAUCAACUCAAUUUAAAGUUGGGAAACACAGCCCGAUAAAAGUAUCUAACACAUGUUCUAUAUAAAGAAUUUUAUUGUUAAAGUGGUGUAACUGAAGAAGAGAAAUAUUGCUAAAUUUUAUCUCAAAUGA